UUUUUUUUUUUCCUUUCUUAGGACAAAAUUAAACUAUAACCCUCCAAAAGAUGAUGGAUCAACCUAUAAGAUUGAACUUGAAGGGAUAUCGGUAAUGGUUAUGAGAGAGAUCCUGGAUUACAUCUUCAGUGGGCAGAUCCGGCUAAGCGAAGAUACAAUCCAAGAUGUUGUACAGGCAGCAGAUCUACUCCUGCUGACAGAUCUUAAAACCCUGUGCUGUGAGUUUCUAGAAGGUUGCAUUGCUGCUGAGAACUGCAUUGGAAUCCGAGACUUUGCACUUCACUAUUGUCUGCACCACGUCCACUACCUUGCUACAGAAUACCUGGAGACUCACUUCCGAGAUGUCAGCAGCACUGAAGAAUUCUUAGAACUGAAUCCUCAAAAGCUUAAAGAAGUGAUUUCUCUUGAGAAAUUAAAUGUUGGCAAUGAAAGAUAUGUUUUUGAAGCAGUAAUUCGAUGGAUAGAACAUGAUACAGACAUUAGAAAGGUCCACAUGAAGGAUGUUAUGUCAGCACUAUGGGUUUCAGGGUUAGACUCCAGUUAUUUACGGGAACAGAUGCUUAAUGAACCACUGGUACGAGAAAUUGUCAAAGAGUGCAGCAAUAUACCACUGAGCCAGCCCCAGCAAGGAGAGGCCAUGCUGGCCAACUUCAAACCUCGAGGCUACUCUGAGUGCAUCGUGACUGUUGGUGGAGAAGAAAGAGUUUCACGGAAGCCAACAGCAGCCAUGCGAUGUAUGUGCCCUCUUUAUGACCCUAAUAGACAGCUUUGGAUUGAACUUGCCCCUUUAAGUAUGCCAAGAAUUAACCACGGAGUUCUCUCAGCAGAAGGAUUUUUGUUUGUAUUUGGGGGCCAAGAUGAAAAUAAGCAGACCCUGAGCUCUGGAGAAAAAUAUGACCCAGAUGAAAAUACAUGGACUGCAUUGCCGCCAAUGAAUGAGGCAAGACACAACUUUGGAAUUGUGGAGAUAGAUGGAAUGCUAUACAUUUUAGGAGGAGAGGAUGGUGACAAAGAGCUAAUUUCCAUGGAAUGUUAUGAUAUUUAUUCUAAGACAUGGACAAAGCAACCUGAUUUGACCAUGGUUAGAAAGAUUGGCUGCUAUGCAGCUAUGAAAAAAAAAAUCUAUGCCAUGGGUGGAGGGUCAUAUGGAAAACUUUUCGAAUCUGUGGAAUGUUAUGACCCAAGGACCCAACAAUGGACUGCUAUAUGUCCACUAAAAGAGAGAAGAUUUGGAGCCGUAGCCUGUGGAGUUGCCAUGGAAUUAUAUGUGUUUGGGGGAGUCAGAGGUCGUGAGGACAUCCAGGGUAGUGAGAUGGUAACUUGCAAAUCUGAAUUCUACCAUGAUGAGUUUAAAAGGUGGAUCUAUCUUAAUGACCAGAAUUUAUGCAUCCCUGCUAGUUCCUCUUUUGUUUAUGGAGCUGUACCCAUAGGAGCCAGUAUUUAUGUUAUUGGAGAUCUUGAUACAGGUACCAAUUACGACUAUGUGCGUGAGUUUAAAAGAAGCACAGGAACCUGGCACCACACAAAACCCCUUCUUCCAUCUGACCUGCGGCGCACUGGAUGUGCAGCCUUACGUAUUGCAAAUUGCAAGCUUUUCCGCCUCCAGCUGCAGCAAGGCUUAUUUCGUAUCCGAGUUCAUUCCCCCUGAAGUGAAAACAGAGCAGACGCAGGGCCCAAACCAAGUGCACCGUGACAGUGGCUUUUUGUGAGGGGACAGAGAUGGCAGCCAAAGCUUGCUCUGACUGUCUGCCUUUGUACGGUAUUUCUGGUGGUUUUAUAAUGCUUAAAAGCUUGAGCUCCUGUUUAGGAGAACGUGUAACUAUUGAAAAACCACCUGGGAGGGAACAGUUCCUCCGGUUUGAUGUGUCUGUAGCAAAUGGAGGCUAGUAAAUGUCAAAAGGAAAAGGAAAGUGGGAGUCAGUACAUUGUAAAAUAUUGAAGUUAAAACAUUAAGGUGCAUUUUCCCUGAAGGGAAUUGAGAUCUGAUAAACUGUUGUGUUCUAGUAUCUGGCUUUGGUAAACAAAUACAAAUCCUUAUAUGCAAAUCAACAUAUCCAAACCAUACCACAAUUGCUUUUCUAUUACACUUGGAAGGAAAUAUUAUGCCUAACCCUACCCAACAAAUUAAGGUUUGUGCCUAAAAUGUUAGAUUGGAUGACAUGCCAUUUAGUGUCGAUGUACCACUAGUACUCAUCUUAAGAAUCUCUUUAAAAUUAUUAUGAUAACUAAGAUAAAAAUUUCUAAGAUAAAAUUUAUUUUAUGACAUUCUAUCUUAGUAAUGUAACAGUUCAGUAAUUUGAUUCAAGUUGCAGCCCUCCUAUGAAUUUAAAGGAAGUUGCUAACUUCUCUGUUAAUUUAGAGUGAAAUACGGCAUAUCGUAAUUUCUAGGGGAGUACUCUUGGAGUUGUGAAGGAUCUCAUGCAGUGCCAUUCUUUCAAUUAAUCAAAACCAUUUUAUAAUAAAUAAGAGAAUAUUAGUGAGUAGGAGAUGUUAUAAAAAGAAAGAUCUGAGUCAAAUAGUAAAGAUCUGCUGUAAGAAAUAAAAUCUAUCCAGAUAAGAUAUGUAGGGAUCAAAAACUUAAAAAAAAAAACACAAAACAGACAAUCCCCGACUUAUGAUGGUUUACUUGGGAUUUUUUUUACUUUUUAAGGGUGUGAAAGCAAUACCCAUUCAGUAGCAGCCAAUACUUUCUUCCGACCCUGGGUGGCAAGUGGCUGUGGUUCCUGGUCAGCUUGUUGAUUUACAGUAUUUUCAACUUAUGAUGAGAUAUCAAUAUGCAAUUCCAUCAUAAAUCGAGGAAGAUCUGUACUCUGUCUGAAAGCACACAAAGUCUUGUUUACUACUGCUUAGGAUUUGAAAUCUUGUCUUAGGAUGCAAACCCGUGUUAAGAAUCUAGUCUUAGUAGUAGAAUUUUCUCAGUGCCGCUCAUUAGUAAAGAGUUUUAGACAAAUUAUGUUACAAGUUUGGCUGGUAGGGUAAACUACCUCAACUCAAUUUCAUUCUGUUCAUCAUAGGGCAAAUUAAUCCUUUACGCCUUUUCCUCUCAUUCCCAUGUCAGCCCACUCCACCCCACUUUCCAUUGGGGGAGAGAUCAUUCUUGGUAGCACAUAUCAUGUAAGAUAUUUUGUUUUUCAUUCAAAUUAUACCACUUUAGUGUGGAAUGAGGACCUUUGAAGUACUUGAUUACUUCAGAAUUUGAAUUUUAUGCAAUAUCAUAUUUCUAAUCAACUUAAUAUAUAAUUCCUAGUUUUUAAUUGUUUUCUAUAGCUUUUUUCUUAUUAGAAUAUGACUAUAAGAAGCAGCAUUUUGUCUUAAUGUUUAAAAGUUAUAUAAAUGUAUCUUUUGGUUAUAAAUUUGAGGAUGAGGUUUCUUCUAGAAACUUCCCAUAUGGAAUGUUUGUAUGCUACUACAUGUAAUGAAACAACUCUUAGGUUUUCCUACCCAUAAACAGAGAGGAGGGUGACCUAGCUGCACUUUUUUUCUUAAAUAUGUAGAAGACAAUAUUUGUAAAAGUUGCUGAAAGGAGCCUUGCCAGUGUGGGUGCUGAGAAUGUUCUGUUUGGCAGAAAUACUCACACAGUAAAAGAAGGUAUGAAAUUUCUGUCUUCUGUAUCAGAGGCACCAGACCAGAUUUGCCACACAUUCAUUUAACACAAACUUAAUAUGAAAGCAAAGCCAGGCUUUUUUUUUUUUUAAUUGUAUAUCUGUUGGCUAUUGUCUGUAGACCUUUUCCAGUGAUACUUUAACUAUCUUUUAAUCAUAGUGUACUAUGUAACCAUUGCAAAGGAAGAGGACUUCCUUACAGUUACUUUAAGUGGCAACAACUUGCAAAAUAAUAAUAAUAAUAAAUAAAGUUAAGUAGAUCUUUUUUAAUAAAAUACCCUAUAUAGAACAGAACCUUGGCUUUCAGAAGCUACAGUUGAAGUACAUUAAAAUACUGAUACCUUGUGAAAGCUAUAAUAGUUAUAGACUCCCCUUCUUUCAAUUCUGAAGUUUAAAAUUCAAGGAGACAUUUUUUUCUUUAGGAGUGAGUGGUUCCCAACUAAAAUAUUCUCAGUGCCUGUGUGAUUUGAUCAUUUCAUUUUAUAUAAGUAGCUUUUUUAAAAAUUCAGUUCGCUGACACUGUAGCUACAGAAAUUAAGUACUAAUUUAAAAAUAAAUUUGCCACUUAACAUGGGAUGCAAUAACUAAUAAAAGCUGCUAAGUGCCAAAUUGUUAUUUUGUUAUAUAUAAUUGUAAUAAAGUAUUAAGUUGAUGCAUAGGGAAGUAUUUAAUUUUGUGGUGUUCAAAAAGUAUCAUGACUUUGACAAAGUACAGAUAUUUCAGUAUUGUGAAAUAAAUUUUUAACUCAU
This is a messenger RNA of Erinaceus europaeus (western European hedgehog), 4351 nucleotides long. RefSeq names its product gigaxonin (gene GAN). The transcript has 10 exons. Gene Ontology annotation, biological process: cytoskeleton organization. Lineage: Eukaryota; Metazoa; Chordata; Mammalia; Eulipotyphla; Erinaceidae. Bases 95 to 1648 code for a protein of 517 amino acids. The record is from RefSeq and is a predicted model, not a curated record. Gene Ontology annotation, molecular function: protein binding.